AUGUCACUUUGGCGCUAUAAUGGACAAAGGCCAACGUUCAUCACUACGGAGGUGAUGCAGACGGCAUUUUUGCCAUUGGUCAAAGUGCGGGUGGGGGACAUCUGGCCAUGGCGUUAUUUUCUGGCCGAUUACAACAACAGAAGGCGAUUCCUAGGGGGGGCUAUGCUGCAAAGUGCAGCUCUACAUUAUGAUCUGUCGCAGGAAUCACGCCGGCUGAGUAUGAUUGAUUACUAUGCUACGCACGACUUGGACCGGAUUAUGGCACAGUCUGCGAUGGGGUUGUUCAGUGAGCUGGUCACCGCGGAGACCAUGAUGCCAAUGUGA
Messenger RNA from Aspergillus pseudotamarii, 324 nucleotides. RefSeq lists its product as uncharacterized. Lineage: Eukaryota; Fungi; Ascomycota; Eurotiomycetes; Eurotiales; Aspergillaceae. The transcript has a single exon. The record is from RefSeq and is a predicted model, not a curated record. The coding region runs from base 1 to 324 and encodes 107 amino acids.